AUGUCGGCAAAUCGCCAACUCCUCCAAACGCUCUCGGCGCGUUCCUACCACCCCACCUUAAACCAUCAUAGUGCAACUAACGACAACGAACAUAUUCCCGAUCUAUCUCCCGAUCACGAUCUAUCCAACAUGGCACCGAUGGCUGCUUCUGAUCGAGUCCGAAAACGCGGGAGGCCGAGAUUACCUCCGAGCAACACUGCUCCAUCUCAAGACCGCCGUAUGCAAAUCCGCUCAGCGCAGCGCACAUACCGACUCAAAAAAGAAGCCAUGUUCCGCGAUAUGAGCUCGCGCGUCGUCGAGCUCGAGUCAUCCAUGCGGAGGAUUUCCGACUCUCUUUCUGGCUUUUGUCAAAUGGCUGUCGAGUCGGAUUUGCAUGUUACGCAUCCUGGGCUGUUUAAAGAGCUGCAUUUGAUUACUGGGCAGUUGCAGAGUGAGACUGGGAAUAUUGAAGAGCCGUCGAGGGGCUCGACCGAGUCGAAUGAGAGGGAUUUGGAUUCUCCUGUUUCUCGUUCUAUUGCAGAUCCUGAUGCUGCGAUAUUCGGAUAUCAUCCGGAGCAGGUAGUUAUGGAGGCUGAUUCUCAUGCUGAUGUUGACGAUGAUAUCGACCUCGCAAACAAAUAUUCCCUCAACACCCCCCUCCCAGGAACAACAGUCUACACAUACAGCUUCCACGAACCCGACUUCUCCCGCCGUCUCCAGCGAUACUGCGUCGAGCACGCAUACCGUCUCUUCACCAACACCAGCACCAACCCUCAGCUCAUUUAUCGUGUCUUCCGUCUCGUCCCGUGCAUCCGCGACAAGACCAAAAUGGAGCCAUACUUCCGCCGUCUCGUGCGUGCUGGAAAGGCGGAGCGACUCGAGGUUUCUACCCUUCCCUUCUACUGCAUCGGCGGUGCGGCGACGCAUUAUCCCCGUGCGGAUGGGGAUGGAAAGGCUGUUUAUCCGCAGAAUAUGCGCUAUCCGAAUCGGAUUCUGGGGAUUUCGUCUGCGGACGAGUGUAAGAAGUCGGUGGAUAUUCAGGCGCGAUUGGAAAUGCUUCAGUUGCAUGGUGAGUGGUUUGAUUGUCAUGAUGUCCAGGGCUAUCUGGAAGAGAGGGGAGUGAGUCUGGAUGGGCAUUCAUCGUUGUUUCCGGGGAUCAGCAAUGGGGGGAUUCUGGAUGUGCAGUGCUUUUUUGACUUGCUGGUCCGUGGAAUGGUCAUCCUGGGUCGAGCACCGGGUUUUCGACGAUCUGAUGUCGAUGCUGCUUUUAACAGUGCUUUACGAUGGCAUCGUCAGGAUUAA
This is a messenger RNA of Aspergillus wentii DTO 134E9, 1281 nucleotides long. Its product is annotated as bZIP transcription factor. The record is from RefSeq and is a predicted model, not a curated record. Lineage: Eukaryota; Fungi; Ascomycota; Eurotiomycetes; Eurotiales; Aspergillaceae. Gene Ontology annotation, molecular function: DNA-binding transcription factor activity. The transcript has 3 exons. Gene Ontology annotation, biological process: regulation of DNA-templated transcription. The coding region runs from base 1 to 1281 and encodes 426 amino acids.